Exophiala xenobiotica is the source of this 716-nucleotide messenger RNA. Its product is annotated as small nuclear ribonucleoprotein Sm D2. Gene Ontology annotation, molecular function: RNA binding. Gene Ontology annotation, cellular component: U2 snRNP; U5 snRNP; catalytic step 2 spliceosome. Lineage: Eukaryota; Fungi; Ascomycota; Eurotiomycetes; Chaetothyriales; Herpotrichiellaceae. Gene Ontology annotation, biological process: spliceosomal snRNP assembly; RNA splicing. The transcript has a single exon. The record is from RefSeq and is a predicted model, not a curated record. The coding region runs from base 26 to 589 and encodes 187 amino acids.
AAUAAACCGAGGAAUGAGUUGACGUAUGUGGAUCCCCGCUUCCCUAUUUUUCAUUGUUCCCCUUCCAAUUCGUCCGGUACCGCCAAAAGUCCUCCGCCCAACCCUCUGGAGGUGGUUCCCGCUUCCGCCCCCGCCCAUCCACUUCACAAUCAUCACUACAUCCCAUUGUCGUCGCUAUCGAUGCGUCGCUUCGGCAUCACCUAUGGACAAUUUAUGUCUGCACUAUCAUAACCAUACUCUAAGCGACGCGCAUCGAUGCUUUACGCGAGAAUAUGCCUCCAGUACUAACUUGCCUCUCAGUGAAUAUGAAGUCUCUCUCCUCGAAGCGCACGAACUCUCCACCGGACCUCUCUCUAUCCUCAUGACCGCCACUCGAACACACACUCAAGUCCUCAUAUCUUGCCGAAACAAUCGAAAACUACUCGCGCGCGUCAAAGCUUUCGACCGACACUGCAACAUGGUGCUUGAAAACGUAAAGGAAAUGUGGACGGAGAAGGGCAAGGGCAGCUCGAAGGGCGUUAAUAAGGACAGAUUCAUCAGCAAAAUGUUUCUCAGAGGUGAUAGUGUCAUCUUGGUUCUGCUGAGUUGAGUUGCAUUGCUCGCAUGGGAUAAAUGGGUUGUGUUUGGAUUGGCGCAAAACAAAAGCACGGGAUGGGUUGGGGUGGCAAAGAAACUGAUACCCUAGUUUUAUGCGACAAUCUCAUUUGUUGAGAAAA